Molecule: messenger RNA, 885 nt
Organism: Globicephala melas (long-finned pilot whale)
Lineage: Eukaryota; Metazoa; Chordata; Mammalia; Artiodactyla; Delphinidae
Gene: STX19
Product: syntaxin 19
Biological process (GO): intracellular protein transport; synaptic vesicle fusion to presynaptic active zone membrane; exocytosis
Cellular component (GO): endomembrane system; SNARE complex; synaptic vesicle
Molecular function (GO): SNARE binding; SNAP receptor activity
Source: RefSeq, a predicted model, not a curated record
AUGAAAGACCGACUUCAAGAACUAAAGCAAAGAACAAAGGAAAUUGAGCUCUCUAGAGACAAGGAUGUGUCGACUACAGAAGCAGAGGAACAAGGGGUGUUUCUGCAGCAAGCUGUUAUUUAUGAAAGAGAGCCUGUAGCUGAGAGACACCUACAUGAGAUACAAAAACUACAGGAGAGUAUUAACAACUUGACAGAUGAUGUUCAAAAAUUUGGGCAGCAACAGAAAAGUCUGGUGGCUUCUAUGAGAAGGUUUAGUCUACUUAAGAGAGAGUCUAGCAUUACAAAAGAGAUAAAAGUCCAAGCAGAACACAUUAAUAGACGUUUGGAUGAUUUAGUAAAAGAAGUUAAGAAGUCAGAGGAUGAAAACGGUCCAUCAUCAGUGGUCACAAGGAUACUUAAAUCUCAGCAUGCUGCGAUGUUCCGCCAUUUUCAGCAAACUAUGUUUCUAUACAAUGACACAAUAGCAGCAAAGCAAGAGAAGUGCAGGACAUUUAUUUUCCGUCAGCUUGAAGUUGCUGGAAAAGAAGUGCUGGAAGAAGAGGUAAAUGAUAUGCUUCAUCAAGGAAAAUGGGAAGUUUUUAAUGAAAGCUUACUUCGAGAAAUCAGUAUCACUAAAGCACAACUCUCAGAGAUGGAACAGAGACACAAAGAAUUUGUUAAUUUGGAGAACCAAAUAAAGGAUUUAAGGGACCUUUUCAUUCAGAUAUCUCUUUUAGUAGAGGAACAGGGAGAAAGCAUCAACAAUAUUGAAAUGAUAGUGAAUGGCAUAAAAGAGUAUGUUAACACUACUAAAGAAAAAUUUGGACUAGCUGUAAAAUACAAAAAAAGAAAUCCUUGCAGGGUAUUGUGUUGCUGGUGUUGUCCAUGUUGUGGCUCAAAAUAA